Choloepus didactylus (southern two-toed sloth) is the source of this 1504-nucleotide messenger RNA. It is a transcript of the gene SLC25A11, whose product is annotated as solute carrier family 25 member 11. Gene Ontology annotation, biological process: thiosulfate transport; oxaloacetate transport; malate transmembrane transport. NCBI's taxonomy places the organism in Eukaryota, Metazoa, Chordata, Mammalia, Pilosa, Megalonychidae. The record is from RefSeq and is a predicted model, not a curated record. The transcript is spliced from 8 exons. Gene Ontology annotation, molecular function: malate transmembrane transporter activity; antiporter activity; oxaloacetate transmembrane transporter activity. Bases 392 to 1336 code for a protein of 314 amino acids.
CACUACAUUUCCCUCGUCCCCGGCCACCAGCUGAAAUCUUGCUCUAUCUAUCGCGAGAUUCCUCCUCACUUUGGCUGGCCUAGCUAUCCGAUCUCGCGAGACCUGAAAACAAACUCGUCUCUAUUUUCCCGCGAUUCCAAUUUGGUAAAAACUGCGCCUGCCGUCUUGGGUCUCUAAUGUGCUUACACCCCUUUCCGCACCCAGCAUUCAAGCUCCUCCUUCGGCACCACUUUAUUCCCGGCCGCCUUUGCGAAUCUCCAGCUGGUGCUAGACCUGCGGGCCGGAGGGCCGUGCGCGCGCGCCCUCGCUUCUGUUGCGCGCGCGGUGUCACCUUGGGCGCGAGCGGGCCCGUGCGCGCACGGGACCAGCAGCCGCGGGGCAUUGAGUGGCGAUGGCGGUGGCGACGAAUCCAGGGGCCGGCGGUGUGGACGGGAAGCCCCGUACCUCCCCUAAGUCCGUCAAGUUCCUGUUUGGGGGCCUGGCCGGGAUGGGAGCUACAGUUUUUGUGCAGCCCCUGGACUUGGUGAAGAACCGGAUGCAGCUGAGCGGGGAAGGGGCCAAGACGCGGGAGUACAAAACCAGUUUCCAUGCCCUCACCAGCAUCCUGAAGGCGGAAGGGCUGAGGGGCAUUUACACUGGGCUGUCAGCUGGCCUCCUGCGCCAGGCCACCUACACCACCACUCGCCUUGGCAUCUACACUGUGCUGUUUGAGCACUUGACCGGGGCAGAUGGUACACCCCCUGGCUUUCUGCUGAAGGCUGUGAUUGGCAUGACUGCGGGUGCAACUGGUGCCUUUGUGGGAACACCAGCCGAGGUAGCGCUCAUCCGCAUGACUGCUGAUGGCCGGCUUCCAGCUGAUCAGCGCCGUGGCUAUAAAAACGUGUUUGAUGCCCUGAUUCGCAUUACCCGGGAAGAGGGAGUCCCCACACUGUGGCGGGGCUGUAUCCCUACUAUGGCCCGGGCCGUUGUCGUUAAUGCCGCCCAGCUCGCCUCUUACUCCCAAUCCAAGCAGUUCUUGCUGGACUCAGGCUACUUCUCUGACAACAUCCUGUGCCACUUCUGUGCCAGCAUGAUCAGCGGCCUUGUCACCACCGCUGCCUCCAUGCCUGUGGACAUUGCCAAGACCCGGAUCCAGAACAUGCGGACGAUUGAUGGGAAACCGGAAUACAAGAACGGGCUGGAUGUGCUGGUGAAGGUCAUCCGCUACGAGGGCUUCUUCAGCCUGUGGAAGGGCUUCACACCAUACUAUGCCCGCCUGGGCCCCCACACCGUCCUCACCUUCAUCUUCUUGGAGCAGAUGAACAAGGCCUACAAGCGUCUCUUCCUCAGUGACUGAGGAGGGUGUGGGACAUGGAGCCAGUGUGCCAGGGCUCCCACUCACCUGAUGCUCCUAGAGUCGUGACGUCCCGGGGGGCCUGGACUCCGCUGCCCCGGGCCCCGUCUAUUUAUUUCCUCUCCACGGUGUGUGGUUUCCCUUUGCCAUAAAGGACUUCAGUCUGUUCUA